AUGGUGCCCGUAGUCAAAGUCCUGAAUCGGCAUCAAUAUUUAGAAUUUAAUGAUCAUAAUGAGAGAAUUGCAGGUCAUUGUUUGUUAAAACAAGGACAUUUUAAUACUACUGCACCGAUUAUUAUGCGGUCAAACAAAAGUUGCGAAGAGACUCAAGAACAAGAUCAAAAGCAACGAAAUUCUCAAUCUUACGAUCCAUUUAGUCAUAUGCUCACAUCUGAUUAUGUGUCAAAUAAAUAUGACUGGAAAACAACUAAUGCUCCAUUUCUUUAUGACGAAGCUUUCCGUUGCAUGGGGUUUGGACAAAACAUGGAUCAACGUUAG
Messenger RNA from Trichobilharzia szidati, 324 nucleotides. The record is from the annotation of a GenBank genome assembly. NCBI's taxonomy places the organism in Eukaryota, Metazoa, Platyhelminthes, Trematoda, Strigeidida, Schistosomatidae.